Molecule: messenger RNA, 2663 nt
Organism: Pseudophryne corroboree (corroboree frog)
Lineage: Eukaryota; Metazoa; Chordata; Amphibia; Anura; Myobatrachidae
Exons: 2
Coding region: 460-1884 (474 amino acids)
Source: RefSeq, a predicted model, not a curated record
UCCAUCAUAAUACGACCAGCAGAUAAGGGCGGCAGUGUAGUUAUACAGGACUUACAUAAAUACAAACAAGAAAUACAGAGGCAAUUAUCUGAUACUGUCACAUAUCAGCUUCUCACCAGAGACCCAACGGAUCAAUAUAAGCAAGAAUUGUCAGACAUCUUAGAAAAAGCAGAACAAGAUGGCUGGAUAACUACCAAAAUUAAAACAUCUUUACUGGUUAAGUUUCCUAUAACACCAGUACUAUACACGGUUCCCAAAGUACACAAAAAUUGUGUUGAACCACCGGGCCGCCCCAUCGUGUCAGCAAGAGGCUCUUUAUACCAUCCUAUAGCCGAAUUGCUCGACUCUUUGUUACAGCCACAUAUCACCAAGGAACAUACGUACCUUAAAGAUACAACAUCCUUUCUUAAAGCUUUAGCUACUUUCUCCAAUACAACGGAGUUUCAAUAUCUAUGCACCAUGGACGUUAACUCUCUGUAUACUUCCAUCCCUCACAGCGAGGGCCUGGAGGCUGUACAGGAGUUCGUUAGCAGGAUUCAAGAACCUUUUGGAUUUCACAUUCCCCUCUUUCUACAGCUACUACGCUUGGUGCUAACACGGAAUUACUUUCUGUAUGAUGGCAGAUAUUAUCUGCAAGCCCAAGGCUGUGCCAUGGGAAGUGCAGUAGCCCCGGCAUAUGCCAAUAUUUACAUGUUUAAACUGGAACAAGAAUUCUUUCUAAAUAACGCCGACUAUAAGAAACAUAUCUGUUGGUAUACCCGCUACAUAGAUGACUGCUUCAUGCUUUGGAACAGCAGCGAAGAAGCAUUUCUAGAAAUGAUGACCAACAUUAAUCAUCUCCCCUCUAGCAUCAAGUUUACCUUCAAAAUCAGCACCACAAGAGUCAAUUUCCUAGACGUCAUAGUGACCAAUCAACAGAGCCAUUUGGAAACUUCAGUUUACUACAAACCUACAGACCGUAACACUCUUCUGGAAGCAAGCAGCCAUCACCCCAAGGCACUUAAACAGGGACUUCCACAUUCUCAAAUGCUCAGAAUAGCCAGAAUAACCAGCAACGCAGAUGAUCUGCCAGCUGCGUUGGACAUCACCAUGAAUAAAUUCAUCCAGAGAGGCUAUGACCCCAUAGAACUGGCAAAGACAAAAGCAAAAGUAUUACAAAUUCCAAGACAAGGCCUGUUGAACCAGCAAAUUCCUGCGGACACUAAAGAUAAAUUCAUCUGGUCAACUACCUUUUCCACCACCAGCCCCAUGAUAACAAGGGCAACAAAGGCACUCUGGCCAAUAGUGAAAACUGACCCUAGUUUACCAUGUUUUACUAAUAAAACACCAAUGACUAGCUUCAGGAGAGGAAAAAACCUACGCGACCAUCUUGUUAAGGCGGAUAUCACUAACCUUAUACCAUCUUCAGGCAUUUUUGGUUUCAGCAAAAAACCGGGCUGCUAUAAAUGCGCCUCUUGCACUACGUGCAAAUACCUCAUUUCAGGAAGUACCUUCCAGCACCCACACAAAAAUAAAAAAUAUGAAAUCCAACAGAUCCUUACCUGCUCCUCACGGUUCGUUAUUUAUUACAUCACAUGCCCAUGUAAUAAAUAUUACAUCGGCAUGACCAGCCGCAUGUUUAAAGAGAGGAUGGCAUUGCAUCGCUCUGCGAUAACCAAAUCUCUCCAAGGAGAACAAAAUGAUCAGCCAGUGGCACGGCAUUUUAAAACAUGCCAACACAGUCUGGGCCAACUACGUUACCAAAUAAUUGACCAGCUUCCACCAAUGAUCAGAGGAGGAGAUAAAUCCACAGCCUUACAGAAAUUAGAAUCACGCUGGAUUUUUAAACUGGACACCAUUCAUCCCAAUGGACUGAAUGAGAAAAUCAACUGGAACAUUCUUUGACAGACUUCCUUGCUGCAUAAAAUAUUUAUAUCGUCCAUUUACAUAGUUCAUUCCUAUGCAUUCUGCUUAUGUUCCUCCAGCAGCAUCCAUCAUACACUAACUCAGCACUUCUUCAGCAUGCCUUCCCUAUUAUUCUAACUUUUUUCUUGAACAUUUCAUCACCUUCAUCACAGUCCCAUACUGCUUUUGCUUAACAUAUCAUAUUUAAGUAAUUCCCUUUUCUAAUGCUUUUACAUUUCACACACGGUGGUUUAACGUUUUCUUUCUGCAAUCUGCAGCUCCGGUGACCGGGGACGCUAGCCGGGUUGCCAUGGCAACAAGCUGCAGCCAAUGACAGCCAUUUCCGGGACGACGUCACCGGGACCACAGGCGCGCCUCCCCGACCUCCGGCAGCAGCAGAGCACACGCAUACAAGAUCUACAGGGAUAUAAGCUCCGGUGACCGGGGACGCUAGCCGGGUUGCCAUGGCAACAAGCUGCAGCCAAUGACAGCCAUUUCCGGGACGACGUCACCGGGACCACAGGCGCGCCUCCCCGACCUCCGGCAGCAGCAGAGCACACGCAUACAAGAUCUACAGGGAUAUAAGGUAAGACUUUAGCACACUUUCUUUUUCUUUCUUUUUCUUUUCAGCACGCUUUUUUGUUACAGAACACAGCAGCCAUAUGUUAUCCUGACGAAGGGACAAUGCAAAGUCCCGAAACGAGCCGUUGAUAAAACGGAUAGGCUGAUUUUUUCUCAUGUAACCAACAUUCAUUAAAGCACUUUUUUUUUCUCAUGGA